Messenger RNA from Syngnathus typhle (broad-nosed pipefish), 4904 nucleotides. RefSeq names its product RecQ helicase-like 4 (gene recql4). NCBI's taxonomy places the organism in Eukaryota, Metazoa, Chordata, Actinopteri, Syngnathiformes, Syngnathidae. Gene Ontology annotation, cellular component: nucleus; chromosome; cytoplasm. Bases 564 to 4817 code for a protein of 1417 amino acids. Gene Ontology annotation, biological process: DNA replication; double-strand break repair via homologous recombination; telomere maintenance. The transcript has 27 exons. Gene Ontology annotation, molecular function: 3'-5' DNA helicase activity; zinc ion binding; four-way junction helicase activity. The record is from RefSeq and is a predicted model, not a curated record.
UUUUAAUUUGACCAAAUUACUGUUUUACUGUACUUUAACCAUUUGAAACACUGAGUCCUCUGCUCUGUGAAAAGUGCUACUGUGAAUUAAAUGUACUGUACAGAAUUCCACGUUAAAGCGUGACUGUCACUUUAAAUGAGCACACGUGUUUAUUUGGAACCCGGAUAUCCGCCUCAUAAUUGACACAUUCUUCAACACAAAUUUUAUAGCGCUUCACAAUGUAUUUUUACGCAUUUUAAUCAACACAAAGACAAUUCAUAUUAAUUAAAUGAUCGUAGGGUUUAGACUACGUUGAAUUAUGCCCUUUAAUUCGUAUAGUUUGAGAAAAGGGGGAUAAAGAAAUAAACCUGGCAACACAAGCUGCUAUUUUCCGCGGCGGGAAAAUCUUUAAAAAAAUACGGAAGUGUUUCGUUUUCCAGCUCGGGUACGUCCUUCUUGUUCGCUAUAACUGCUUGUUUUCCCCCUCAAACUCGUAUUAAAUUCGUCUAAUAAGUCAUGUUAAACUUCCCUGAACAUGUCCCGAAGUUUAUCUCAUAGUUUAGACUAAAGCUCUCGGUUCUAUUAUGGACCGCUACAACGAGGUAAAAGUCCUGUUGAAAAGCUGGGAGCAAGGUUUUGUCAAAGAGAACCAAAGGAAACCAGUCAAGGAGGACAUUGACAAAGCUUCUGAGGACACUAGGAAUUUAUACAAAGAAUACCAUAAUUUAAAACUAGCCAAAGAGAAAAGUGGCAGCAGCAGUUGUAACAAUGCAACCAGAAUUAACACCAAAUCGUCUGAAUCUGCACCUCUGAAGGACUGCUGGGGUUCUCACCUGAAUCGCAGUGUUUUACCGGCUUCUUCGCCCAAGCCCCUUAGUGCCUUGGACAGAGAUUCUCUCAAGGCUUCUGCGCAAUAUUACGGCCUGAAACUAAAAAACAACCUGGCGACACUGACUAGCAAGGAGAAACCAUUCUCGUUGAAAAAAUCUGGACGUGUGCCUGUGAACUUUUUAAAAAAAGAUGCUCAAAGUGUACAGAAGAAUAACGCUGUCCCCACAUCCUUUGAUGCAGAAUCCAGCCCCUUAUCACCAAGGCGGGUGAAGCCGUGCUUGGAAGUUGUGGUGUCUGAUAAGCUCCACCCUGUGGACGCUCAAGAACCUUCUGAGCUAUUUCCACCAGUUCAAGAAACGUCCAAAGAUUCUGUUAGUUCUCAUGGGACUCAGGUGCCUAUCUCCAGUGGCGAUUUAGAAAAAGACUCAGGGACUUUACAUGGAGGCCUUAGUCCUGCGAGUCGAGUGCUUCAAAUUCCUGCCACCGCAGGAAGACCUUCACCCGCCAACCGACUGAGCUUUGUGGACAGGAAGUGGCUGGAGAGGUGUCAAGUUUUUGAUGAGCUGGGAGCUGAAGAGAAGCCCGGUGCAGGAAACCAGGAGGGGUGUCGGCUAACGGAGACGGAUGUGAAACAAGUAGACAAAAAAGAUGCAAUGACAAAUAUUCCGCUGAAUGUCGCUCCACAUUCCCAGCAAAAGAAGGAAAGUUCUGAAGACACGGCGCCACCGAAAGAGGCCAGUGAGAGCCCUCCAAAGAAAAGCAAGAAGAAGAGGCAGCGGGAAGGAGGGGCAAUGGAAGAAGGGGGAGCCCAGAAGAAGAGGAGAAGAAAGAAGAACGAGGAAGGGGAUGAAAAGAACAUUGAGGAGAAAGCCGAAGGAGAUGGGAAGAAGAGACGCAGAAAAAAGGGAAAAGAGGAUACCGAGGUGGAGGAAGACAAAGCAACUAAGGUGCCAAAGAAGGUUCCUCAGGAGAACCUGCUUGGAGAAGUUGAAGAAGACUUUGGCACCAGGAGAUCAUAUCAAGCGCAGUCAGUCCGAGCCAGGGGCUCCAAGGUUGCAGAGGGUAACUUUGUGAAGAUCAAUCUGAAAAAGAAAUCUCACGUCAAAGGAUAUGCCUUAAGAGGAAUGGCCCUGCGCAAACAAUUGUACAUGCAGAAGUUCCAGUUGAAAGGCGAACGUUUUGGUGGCGGCGGUGGGUUUUUGGGUAGAGGACGGCGUGGCGGCUUUCGUGGCGGCCAUAGCCGCCAGGGGGACACUUGCUACAAGUGCGGCGCCACAGGACACUGGGCCAUCCACUGCAAGGGACCAGCACCUCCGCCUUCUACUUGUGAGGAGCAGCCCGUUGAGGAAGAGGAGCCCUUCGAGCUACCCACCCUGGAGGAGGUUGCCAGGGCGACAGGAACUCUGCAACCUCAGGACCAAGGCGCUUCUUUCAAAGAAGAGCGAGAACCUGAGAACAGCAGCAAAGACGAAGCUCUGCUCAACGUGAUCCGCCCCGACUACGAGCGUCCAACACCUCCGCCACCCAUCGAGCCGCUUUACCGCCUCGCAGACGAUGGCAAACUUCAGGCAACACCUGCCGACGUCUUCGAUGCUCUUCGAGAACUUGGCUACAGCUCGUUCAGGGCGGGGCAGGAGGAAGCCAUCAUGAGGAUCCUGUCAGGUCUCUCCACCCUGGUGGUGUUGUCAACAGGGAUGGGCAAGUCGCUUUGCUAUCAGCUGCCAGCUUACUUGUAUGCCAAGCGGUCCAAUUGCAUCACUUUAGUCAUCUCCCCGCUUGUCUCGCUCAUGGAUGACCAGCUCUCUAGCCUCCCAGCCAACCUGAAAGCAGCCUGCAUCCAUUCCAACAUGACAAUGAAACAACGAGAAGCUGCGAUACAAAAGGUAAAGGCAGGUCUAGUGUGUGUGCUGCUGCUCUCUCCCGAAGCACUGGUUGGCGGAGGUGCCGGCUCCAGUUCGGGAUGCCUUCCCUCUGCGCAGGAGCUCCCCCCAGUGGCCUUUGCGUGCAUCGACGAAGCCCACUGCGUGUCGGAAUGGUCCCACAACUUCCGCCCGUGCUACCUAAGGCUUUGUAAGGUGUUGAGGGAGCGUUUGGGCGUGCGGUGUUUGCUUGGACUCACAGCCACGGCCACAUUGUCUACAGCUCUGGACAUCGCUCACCACCUGGACAUCCACGACCAGGAUGGUAUCGCUGUCCGAUCCGCCGCCGUGCCCGCCAACCUGCACCUUUCCGUGUCCAUGGACCGGGAGAAGGAUCAGGCUCUAGUGUCCUUGUUAAAAGGCGAUCGCUUCGGAUGCCUGGACUCCAUCAUCGUUUACUGCACCAGGAGGGAGGAGACGGCUCGCGUGGCUGCGCUGCUAAGAACAUGCCUGCAGGGAGUACUCGUGAAAGAAAAUAAAGACAUCAGCAACAGCCAAACGCAAGUCAACCUAGUGGGACAAAAGAAGAAAGAACUUGCAAGGAAGAAGAUUCGUAAACCUCUCAAGUGGCAGGCCGAGCCAUAUCACGCAGGCCUCUCGGGGUCAGAACGCCGCCGAGUUCAAAACAACUUCAUGUGCGGCGAGCUGCGGAUUGUGGUGGCCACUGUGGCGUUUGGCAUGGGCCUAGACAAAUCUGACGUGCGGGGCAUCAUUCACUACAACAUGCCCAAGAGCUUUGAGAGUUACGUGCAAGAAAUCGGGAGAGCGGGAAGAGAUGGAGAACCAGCGCACUGUCACCUCUUCCUUGAGCCUGAAGGUAUGGACCUCCACGAGCUGCGACGUCACAUCUAUUCCGACACGGUGGACUACUACACGGUGAAAAGGCUGGUCCAGAAAGUAUUCCCGGCAUGCAAAUGCAAACAAAUCCACCAAAAACAAAAAGAGCUGAUCCAGGAGGACGUCGGUGAUGCUGAGCUGUUGGAGAUGAUGGAGACGCGCGAUCAGGAAAUCGGUCACGACACAUCCACCCGACAGGAGAUGAUACAUUCUACAGACAAUGGUCAUAAAACGGAAGAUUCGGAUGCCAACAAUGUCAGUGUGGAGGUUGUAUGUGACCAGGAAGUCGGAGGCUCUUCUGAUUGGCCCGCGGAGCGAGUGUGUCACACUCAUGAGAGAGCCGUCCCCAUCCAAGAGACGGUAGAAACUCUGGACAUCACAGAAGAAGGUAUUGAGACACUGCUAUGUUAUCUGGAGCUUCAUCCUCAGCGCUUUGUAGAGCUUCUCCACCCCACACUGUCUGUGUGCAAAGUCAGCUGCUAUGAAGGCCCCAGACAGCUUCGAAAGAUCACUAAAAUCUGCCCACCCGUGGCCGUAGUGCUAGCCCGUAGGCGGAUGGCCGGUGAGCGAGUGGAGUCGUAUGACCAGCUGGAGUUUGACGUGGUGGAGGUGGCCGACACGAUGGGAUGGCAGCUCCCAUUGGUCAAGAGGGGACUCAGGCAGCUGCAGUGGAGCACCGGUAAAGCUGGCGGGCGAAGUGGCGUCCUCGUCGAGUUCUCUUCUCUCGCCUUCUACUUCCGCUCCUAUGGUGACCUGAGCGACGAGGAACUGGACAAGGUGUGCCGGUUCCUGCAUAGGCGCGUUGAGGAUCGAGAGCGGUCGCAGCUUUACCAGCUGAGCGCUUGCUUCAGGGCCUUCAAAAGUGUGUCCUUCAAAAAUGUGCUGUCCUGCAUGGACGACUUGGAUGAGGGUCGCAGUCUCCGGCUGAAGGACCUUCUGUCCGACUACUUUGACAAGCGGCGGGAAAGAGACCUCACCCGAGAACCGAUGGAAGCGGAGGAUAGCCUGGACCGGUACAAGCUCUUGGAUUGGGAGAAUCAGAUCAGAGCAGACAUAAGGAGUUUCCUGUCCAUCAGAAGUGACGAGAAGUUCUCGGGCAGAGCCAUUGCCCGAAUCUUUCACGGCAUCGGAAGUCCGUGCUACCCCGCCCAAAUGUACGGCAGAGACCGACGCUACUGGCGAAAGUACAUCCAGUUUGACUUCAACCAGCUCAUUAAGCUGGCCACUCAAGCGAUCAUUGAAUAUAAGUGAAACACACCCUGUUUAUUUAUUUAAUGUCUCCAUAAUUCAAUGUGGUUCUUUGCAUAUGAAUAAAAGAUGUAUUUUUCUAAGAUCGCC